Messenger RNA from Limanda limanda (common dab), 1494 nucleotides. Its product is annotated as transcription factor Sox-10-like. Gene Ontology annotation, biological process: peripheral nervous system development; negative regulation of transcription by RNA polymerase II; neural crest cell migration. The transcript has 3 exons. The coding region runs from base 1 to 1494 and encodes 497 amino acids. NCBI's taxonomy places the organism in Eukaryota, Metazoa, Chordata, Actinopteri, Pleuronectiformes, Pleuronectidae. Gene Ontology annotation, molecular function: RNA polymerase II cis-regulatory region sequence-specific DNA binding; DNA-binding transcription factor activity, RNA polymerase II-specific. Gene Ontology annotation, cellular component: nucleus. The record is from RefSeq and is a predicted model, not a curated record.
AUGUCGGGCGAGGAGCACAGCCUGUCCGAGGCGGAGCUGAGUCCCGGGGCGUCGGACGACGGUCACUCACUGUCACCGACCCGGCCCGGAGCGCCGCCGGGCCCGGGCUCGCCUCCGGCCGGGCCGCCGCAGCAGCUCGCCGCGCUGUGCGGGGCGGACGGCAGCGAAGACGACGGAGGCGCAUCCAGGGGCAAGUCGGAGGAGGAGGACGACCGCUUCCCGAUUGGUAUCAGGGAGGCGGUGAGUCAGGUGCUGGACGGAUAUGACUGGACACUUGUGCCCAUGCCGGUGCGCGUAAACAACGGGAACAAAGCAAAGCCCCACGUCAAGAGGCCCAUGAACGCCUUCAUGGUGUGGGCGCAGGCGGCGAGGAGGAAACUGGCGGAUCAGUACCCCCACCUGCACAACGCCGAGCUCAGCAAGACCCUCGGCAAACUGUGGAGGCUGCUGAACGAGAGCGACAAGAGGCCAUUCAUCGAGGAGGCGGAGAGGCUGAGGAAACAGCACAAGAAGGACUACCCGGAGUACAAGUACCAGCCCCGGAGACGCAAAAACGGCAAACUAACGACCGGUGAGUCUGACAGUCAGGGGGAAGGGGAGGCCAGCCACUCCCAGUCUCACUACAAGACCCUGCAUCUGGAGCACAAUGGCGGCGCUGGUUCUCCCCUGGGUGACCUUUCACCUGAACACGUUGUCCCUUCUCCUCUCUCCCCUUCAGGCCACAGCCCACCCACGCCCCCCACCACCCCAAAGACAGAGCUCCUGUCUGGAAAACUGUCAGAUGCCAAGAGGGAUGGGGCAGCAGGAGCGGCAGGAGGAUCAGGGGGGUCCAGGGGAGCCCUCGGGGUGGGAGCUGAAGGUGCAUCCGGUGGUCCCUCAUCAUCGGGAGCUAAACCCCACAUCGACUUUGGCACCAUGGAUAUUGGCGAGAUCAGCCAUGAGGUGAUGUCCAACAUCGAGCCAUUCGACGUCAAUGAGUUUGACCAGUACCUUCCUCCAAACGGCCACCCGCAGAGUGGAACCGGGGGCCCUGCAGCCGGCUCCUCGGCCUCGUCUUAUGCCUACGCCUUGGCCGCCGCUAGUGGGCACUCAGCCUGGCUCUCCAAGCAGCAGCCCCAGGCCUCUCCGUCUUCCUCCGACCCCACGAAGGCCCAGAUCAAGAGCGAGUCGGUGUCCGGGAGCCACUAUGCCGAGGCCUCGUCCUCUCCCUCCUCGGGCACCCAUGUCACCUACACGCCGCUCAGCCUCCCCCACUACGGCUCCGCCUUCCCCUCGCUGGCCUCCAGGGCUCAGUUUGAGUACGGAGAGCAUCAGGCCCCAGGGGCGUACUAUGCCCACUCCAGCCAGGCCCCGGGGCUGUAUUCAGCCUUCUCCUACAUGGGCCCUACACAGAGGCCUCUGUACACUACCAUAGGAGACCCCUCCAGCGUGGCCCCCUCCCACAGCCCCACACACUGGGAGCAGCCUGUUUACACCACACUCACAAGACCUUGA